AUGAAUAAAUCUUCAAGGAUUUCCCUGGGGCCAAAACCUGUAAUGAUACCUUUUGCUGUUGAGCCUAAUAAAUCGCCUCGCUUAGGCAAAGAAGGGGCCCUGAUACGAAAACUAGUGGGCACUUGUGGUGGAUCCGCAAGAGGGAGCAAUGAUGGCCUGAUGUAUGAUCUUGACGAGAUGAUCUUUGAUAAGAAAGCAAGUAAAACAUCUGACGGUGGAGCAGAAGAGGCCUUUGAUGAUGUUGGAAUUAGUCCAUUUAGGUGUUGUUGGCAUGAAGUUCAAUGA
Molecule: messenger RNA, 285 nt
Organism: Ilex paraguariensis (yerba mate)
Lineage: Eukaryota; Viridiplantae; Streptophyta; Magnoliopsida; Aquifoliales; Aquifoliaceae
Source: the annotation of a GenBank genome assembly